Molecule: messenger RNA, 2748 nt
Organism: Nerophis lumbriciformis (worm pipefish)
Lineage: Eukaryota; Metazoa; Chordata; Actinopteri; Syngnathiformes; Syngnathidae
Source: RefSeq, a predicted model, not a curated record
AUGGGGGACGAUGCCAGUGACAGUGACGACGGUGGCACCCGGAGGCGAGGGAACAGGAGGCAAGCGGCUGGACGAACCGCUUCAAAGGCAAGAGCCCGUGGCAAAAAAACAAGUGAAGAUGAGGAAGAUGAAGAGGAGGCCCCUAGAACAAGAAAGGGAGCAAAUGCAAAGAAGCCGACCAAGAAACGUGGCGGUGAUGAUGAUGACGAGGAUGAAAGUGAAGGGGAGCACCCCAAGAAGAAGCGAGGGGCAGCUGCCAAUAAGAAAAGAAGAGGCAAAACAGUGGACAGUGAGGAGGAGGACAGCGAUGUGCAGAAAGGUAAAAAAGGGAAAAAGGGAGGAGGAAAAAAAGGAGAAAAAGAGAAGGAUGACAGUAAAGGAAAGAAGGGUGAUCCCAAAGGGAAAGACAAAAAGAAGAAGAAGAAGGAAGAAAGUUCAUCUGACUCCAGUUCAAGUUCUGAUGAGGAGGAAGAAUCUUUGUCUGAAGGCGAGAUGGCCCAGCUGAUGGAGGAGGUUGAGGAGAAGAAGAAACUGAUAUCUAGUAUCAGGAAUAAACCAUGGAGGAUGAAGAGGCGACUCACACACCUCAAAGAAGCUCAAGAGUUUGUGGAUAAAUUUGAGGGAGCUCUCGGCAAAGGAAAAGGCAGGAAGUGGUACGCCUACAAAGUAAUGAUGACAAAGAAAUGGAUUAAGUUCCAGAGGGACUUUGAAAAUUUUAAAACAGCCUGUAUUCCCUGGGAGAGGAAGAUCAAAGAGGUGGAAAGUCACUUUGGGUCAUCUGUGGCGUCUUACUUUAUCUUCCUGCGCUGGAUGUACGGAAUGAACCUUGUUAUGUUCGGUUUUACUUUUGGACUGGUGGUUAUUCCUGAGGUUCUGAUGGGACUUCCCUAUGGAUCUAUUCCCAGAAAGACUGUUCCUAGAGCAGAGCAGGCCACUGCGCAAGACUACUCUGUCCUCAUGGACUUUAAUGGAUAUUGCAAGUACUCUGUCCUGUUCUAUGGCUAUUACAACAGCCAGAGGACAAUCGGCUUGCUGAAGUUCAGGCUACCUCUGGCCUACCUUAUGGUUGGGAUUGGAACGUUUGGGUACAGCUUGAUGGUCGUCAUACGCACAAUGGCAAAGAAUGCAGACCUCGGAGGCGGGGAUGGCGAAGACGGUGAGUUCACCUUUGCCUGGAAGAUGUUCACCAGCUGGGAUUAUCUCAUCGGAAACGCUGAGACGGCAGACAACAAGUACGCAUCGAUCACCACCAGCUUUAAGGAGUCCAUUGUGGACGAGCAAGAGAACCAGAAGGAUGAAAACAUUCAUUUGAGGAGGUUCCUUAGGGUCCUGGCCAACGUCCUCAUCACCUGUAGCCUAGGAGGAAGUGGAUAUCUCAUCUAUUUUGUGGUUAAGAGGUCUCAAGAGUUUGCUAAUAGAGACGAUCUUAGCUGGUAUGAGAAAAAUGAGCUAGAGAUCAUCAUGUCUCUGUUGGGCCUUCUGUGCCCUCCACUGUUUGAGACGAUUGCUGAACUUGAGGACUACCAUCCUCGCAUCGCCCUUAAGUGGCAGCUGGGGCGCAUCUUUGCCCUUUUGCUGGGAAACCUGUACACAUUUCUCUUUGCCCUCUUUGAUGAAGUCAACACGAAGCUGGAAGAAGAGCAGUCCAUAAAGAAUGCGACUAUACUGGCCAUGAAAGAAUAUUAUGAGAACUACACUCGCCUUGUCAAUGACACGGAGGCUACUCCACCCCCCAUGAACCCAGCUGAUGUCAUCAGAGGUCCUUGCUGGGAGACUGCUGUUGGCAUAGAGUUUGUGAAGCUCACUGUAUCAGACAUUCAAGUUACCUACCUGACCAUCCUAAUAGGUGAUUUUGCCAGAGCUGUCAUCGUGCGAUUCCUCAACUACUGCUGGUGCUGGGACUUGGAGGCUGGAUUUCCAUCAUAUGGAGAGUUUGACAUUAGUGGCAAUGUUUUGGGACUUGUCUUCAAUCAAGGAAUGAUCUGGAUGGGGGCAUUUUAUGCACCCGGUCUGGUCGGCAUCAAUGUUCUCCGCCUGCUGACAUCCAUGUACUAUCAGUGUUGGGCUGUCAUGGCCACCAACGUCCCUCAUGAAAGAGUCUUCAAGGCCUCCAAAUCCAACAACUUCUACAUGGGUCUGUUGCUUCUCAUCCUCUUCCUCAGUUUGUUGCCAGUGGUCUACACCAUCAUGACCCUCCCGCCCUCAUUUGAUUGCGGACCCUUCAGUGGAAAGGCAAAAAUGUUUGACGUGAUCAUUGAGACCAUCGACCUGGACUUGCCAGCCUUCAUCGGGACAUUGUUUGGCUAUGUGGCCAACCCUGGCCUCAUCAUACCAGCUGUUUUGCUCAUGGUACUUGCUAUCUACUAUUUGAACUCUGUUUCGGAGGCGUAUAAGAACUCCAACUUUGACCUGAAGAAGAAAAUGCAGAUGGCCCGCGAUGAAGAAAAAAACCGGAGGAACAACACAGACAGCACUAAUGAAGUUAUGAAAGAUUUAGAGGAUCUACUGCCAAACCGCUCUCUGGCACCCCCUGCUCCACCUCCGGAGCCAGAAAAGACACCAGAUCCAAAGCCAAUGAAAACCAAACCUGGGGCUGCUGGGAAAGGAGUUCACCUUCAGAAAGACGUGGCACUGGCAACAUCCAAUCCCUCCAGUCGGGAGCCAGUGGUUCGACCGCCUGGACCGAGAGAACAGGGUCCUGGGCGAGGGAGAGGGCGAGGCCGCGGGAGAGGAGCUCCUCUUAGAUAA